Molecule: messenger RNA, 1119 nt
Organism: Colletotrichum navitas
Lineage: Eukaryota; Fungi; Ascomycota; Sordariomycetes; Glomerellales; Glomerellaceae
Exons: 4
Coding region: 1-807 (268 amino acids)
Source: RefSeq, a predicted model, not a curated record
AUGGACGGCACCGACGCCAAUGACCUCAAGUCCUACUUUCAGGAUAUUAUUCAAAGGGAGGCUAUCGAAGAAUUACCUUUCCCUCUUCACUCCGCUUUUCAAAAGUAUUGCGUGCGCUACGCUGCUAAAAGUAGUCCCGCUCCCAGCCCGCCUCCCUCCGAUAUCACCAAUUGGGAGACUAUUCCCUCGCGUCAGAGCCAGAUCAGCAAGACCGUUCUCCAGCGCAAGGCCACACAGCUUCAGGCCCCCUUCCAACAAUACCUCAACAACGAAAGCCACGUCUGGUACGCCCGCUACAGAAACGGACUUGAGGCUGAGGCCGAAGCUGCGGCCCAAGAGGCCCGCCAAUCGGUUCUCCGACGUCACGGAGCCUCAACAGAAACCUUGGAGAAGGUCCAGGCCGAGUACGACCUCAAUAAUGGUCAGUACCAGGAGACGUGGGAACAUUACAAGGCAGUCGCAAAGGAGGCGGCCACCCUCCUCAUAAAGCUGGAGGACCUCAAGGUCAAGAUGAUGGGUAAUCUGCUCGCAAUAGACCGGCCAGAAAACAAGAGUGUUCCCUCCGAGACCCCCAAUCCCAUGAGAACCCCAGUCAUACCCUUGACCCCACAGCAGCCCAUAUCACGUAAGGUGGCUGCGACAGACAACUUCUGCCCUGGCGAGGGCGACGACAAGGAGAGGUGGAGAUUUGCUGGCACGACCUACCCUCAUGGCGGAGGCAAGAAGUCUUCGCGUCGUCGCGGACAGGGAUCGAGGGGCAGGAACAACGCCAACAAGGAAUCGCCCGAGCCGGCGGAUGGAUCAUGAGGGAGGGGGGGGCCAGCAUUGUAGAGUCCAGCCUAACGCAAACGAAUGUUUUCUCAUUGGCCCCUGCGCAACUUGUCCAGGAAUUACCCUUUGGUUGUUAUUUUGCCUGUAACUCUCUGUUUGUCUGUCACUUGUCUCUGCCAUCAGCUAGAUACAAUGCUUCAUGUUCUAUCCGUCUGUUCUCCAUCUGUCUAAUCUCUUUGCCCUGUCUGUCUGCUAUCCCAAAAUAGUCUGUUAAGACACCUCGACGUCGCUUGGAGAAAUAACAAAAGAAGAGGAAACGCUCGUUCCCACCACCCUUGAUAGACUGCA